CAGAAAAAAAUCGGAAAAAAUUCAGAAAAAAUUCAGAAAAAAUUCAGAAAAAAAUCCCAUAAAAUUCAGAAGAAUUCCCCAAAGUUCUUGAGGGUUUCCCGCAUCCCCAAUUCCCGUUUUUGCUGAUUUUUUUCCCGUUUUUGCUGAUUUUUCCCCCAGGUGUCGGCGCUGAAGGGGCAGGAGGUGUCGGCGCUGAAGGGGCAGGAGGUGUCGGCGCUGAAGGGGGAGGAGGUGCGCGUGCGGCAGGACAGCGUGGCGCGGCUGCUGGCCGACAUGCAGGCCAUGCGCGGCAAGCAGGACAGCCUGGACUCGCGCCUGCUCACCAUGAAACAUGAGAACGAGGCUCUGUGGCGGGAGGUGGCCAGCCUGCGCCAGAAGCACGCCCAGCAGCAGAAGGUCGUCAACAAGCUGAUCCAGUUCCUGAUCUCCCUGGUGCAAUCCAACCGGAUCCUGGGCGUCAAGAGGAAAAUCCCGCUGAUGCUGAACGACGGCGGCCCCGCACAUUCCAUGCCCAAGUACAGCCGGCAGUACUCCCUGGAGCACCACGGCAACGCCGCCUACGCCGCUCCGGCGCCGGCUCUGUCGGGCCCCGCGCUGUUCCCGGCGGAUCCGGGCCCCCCGUGCGGCCCCAUCAUCGCCGACGUCACCGAGCUGCCCCCGUCCAGCCCCGAGGCCUCGCCCGCAGGCAGCCUGGACGGCAGGAGCAGCCCGGUGAUCCGGAUCAAGGAGGAGCCUCCCAGCCCCACGCGCAGCCCCCAGGCGGAGGAGCCCAAGAGCGCCGGGAAUUCUGGGAAUCCCGGGAAUCCCGGGAAUUCCGAGACCCCCCUGUCCCCCUCCACCUUCAUCGACUCCAUCCUGCGGGAAAACGACUCCGGAGCCGCUCCCGGGAAUCCCCAAUCCCAGGAAAAGUGCCUGAGCGUCGCCUGCCUCGACAAGUCGGAGCUGAACGAGCACCUGGACACGAUCGACUCCAGCCUGGACAAUCUGCAGGCGCUGCUCAGCACCCACGGCUUCAGCAUGGACAGCGCCCUGCUCGACCUCUUCAGCCCGUCGGUGGCGGUGCCGGACGUGACCCUGCCGGACCUGGACAGCAGCCUGGCCAGCAUCCAGGAUCUCCUCUCGAACCAGGAGCAGCAGAAACCGACGGAGACCGAGCCCGGCGCGGGGGACACCGGGAAGCAGCUGGUGCCCUGCACGGUGCAGCCGCUGUUCCUGGUGGAUUCCAGCGCCGUGGACGUGGCAUCCGGGGAUCUUCCCAUCUUCUUCGAGCUGGGGGAGGGGCCCCCGUGCUUCCCGGACGGGGACGAGUAUCCCGAGGAGUAUCCCGAGGAGUAUCCCGAGGAAUACCCCGAGGAGUACCCCGAGGAGUAUCCCGAGGAUCCCGCGCUGCUCCCGCGGCCGCCGCCCACGCCCAAGGACCCGGCCGUGUCCUAAAGCCGGGAUCGGGGACAGGGACAGGGACCGGAUCCCCGGAAGGGAUCCCAAAGAGGAUCGGGAAAAGGGAAGGAAGCCCCGAGUGACUCGUCCCGCUUCGCACAGACCCCGGAGCCGCCGCUGCCCUCGGGGAAUUCCGGGCCAUCCCGGAGGAUCACGGGCGAUCCUGGAGCAUCCCGGAGGAUCCCGAGUCGUCCCGGGG
Motacilla alba alba is the source of this 1636-nucleotide messenger RNA. It is a transcript of the gene HSF1, whose product is annotated as heat shock transcription factor 1. Bases 274 to 1434 code for a protein of 386 amino acids. The record is from RefSeq and is a predicted model, not a curated record. The transcript has 12 exons. Gene Ontology annotation, molecular function: DNA-binding transcription factor activity; DNA binding. Gene Ontology annotation, biological process: regulation of DNA-templated transcription. Lineage: Eukaryota; Metazoa; Chordata; Aves; Passeriformes; Motacillidae.